UUGUCUUUCCGUUUUCUUCAUUUACUCCUUACCUUCAGUUAUCCGCCGAGUUUCAUGGUGAGAACGUUUAUACAACUCGAUAUCGAAUUGAAAAACGUUCAGCAGUUUUGACUGAAAUUUCGGUUUUAUAUUGACAUACAAAUUUCUUGCUCCCUUCGACGCAAAUAAAAGAGAACAUAAGCAAAAUAAAAUACACGACUGAGCGUCCUUCGAUUUGGUCUGAAAAUGGGUGGUUUGACACAAAGGCCAUGGACGCCUACGAAAAGGAGAGGACCAAUCGCUGCCGAAUUUAACAGUCCAGGGCCUGCUUGUGUCACUCUUCCACCACUACUGGGUAAAACUGUACCUGACUCUAAACGUGGAAGGGCACCAGCAUUCUCGUUCGGAAGCAGAUCUCUUUUUAGAUGAUGGGAGUAGAACAGAGAGGGAGGAAGAGGUGGAAGAGUUGAAUGACGAGGAGCUAGAGACACAGAUAGGGAAGUUAAGCAGGUCGAGACAGCAGGACUGGGCAGGAUAGACAACGAAGCGUGGCUGCUUAAUACGCCAGAGCUUAGGGAGAGGCUGAAGAAGAUAGUGAAGAAAGUACGGAGGGGAGAGGCAUUCCCAGGAAGGCGGGGAGAGGGUUUAAUACUGCCACUGUAUAAGAAAGGAAAAGUAUAGUCAGGAAAAUUACAGAGGGAUUACGCUAAUGAAUACGGCGUACAAAGUAUACGCGAUGGUACUGGCGGAAAAACUGCGAAAGGAUGUCGAAGGGAAAGGAAAAAUACCGGAGACGCAAGCGGACUUUAGGGCGGCUAAUAGCACUAUCGACAGCCUCUACGUUCUGCAGCAAGUGGUGGCUAGAGAAUUAGCGAAAAAGGGGGUAAAAGUGUACGCAUUUUUUAUAGAUCUGAAAGGCGCGUUUCCGUCGGUGGGUAGAGGGAGGUUGUUGGAGGCGAUGAAUGGGAGGUGAGUAGAGAAAGGCCUGAUGGAGAGGGUAAAGGAGGUUUUAUAAAUAUACGAAGUUUAAAUUGAGAAGAGGAGAGAGAAUUUCGGAGGAUUUCUGAAUGAAUAGGCGGUUGAUACAAGGGUGUUCGCUUAGCAUAACCUUUUUUGUAAUUGUAUUAGUGGAUAUGGAAAGUAAGCUAGCGGCCGGCGUGGUAGGAGGAGUUGGGGUAGGUGCGGUUAUGAUAGGGUCACUUGCGCAUGCAACUAACAUCUUACUGCUAGAAAAUAACCAGGAGGCCUUAAAGUAAAUGAUGAAGAGGUUGAGAAGGUACCUGGAUAACAAUAGGCUAGAGACGAAUGUUGAAAAGUCGAACGUUAUGUCGUUCAGGAAGGGAGAUGGAAGGGAUGAGAGAGGUGAGUGGAAGUAAAAGGGAAGGACGGUGCAGGAGGUGAAAGAGUUUGUUUACCUGGACUUCAUGUUUCGGAGGAAUGGUGGAGUGGAUGGUCAUAUAAAAGAGAGAGAGUGAGAAGGGUAAAUGUAAUGAUAAGACAGGUGUAGGGGCUGGGAAAGAAAGUGUUCACAGAAGAUUUCGGAAGAAGAAUUAAAUUUUUUGGAUCGCUAGUGAUGAGUGACUUAUUUUAUGGAGUGGAGGUGUGGGGAUGGAAGGAAAGAGAGGAGGUAAACUGGAUACAAAAGAGGUAUCUAAAGUAGACUACGUCACGUUGAAAAUUUAUAAUAAUAUGACUGUCAAUAGUACAUUGUUUUGAAGAUUAGUUCAACAAUAAGAAAAUAUUUUAUUUUAAAUAUAAAAAUAUGCAUCUUUUUGAA
Molecule: messenger RNA, 1756 nt
Organism: Belonocnema kinseyi
Lineage: Eukaryota; Metazoa; Arthropoda; Insecta; Hymenoptera; Cynipidae
Product: outer dense fiber protein 3B-like
Exons: 4
Coding region: 226-408 (60 amino acids)
Source: RefSeq, a predicted model, not a curated record